This is a messenger RNA of Saimiri boliviensis boliviensis (Bolivian squirrel monkey), 1635 nucleotides long. RefSeq names its product actin related protein T3 (gene ACTRT3). The record is from RefSeq and is a predicted model, not a curated record. Lineage: Eukaryota; Metazoa; Chordata; Mammalia; Primates; Cebidae.
UGCAUUUGUGAGUGUCAGAGUUGAAUCUUUUGAUGGGAAAGUCGGGUUUUCCCGAUACUGGGAUUCCGGGAUUCCCGGGGUUGGGGUGGCCCAGUUCCUGCGAGAGGCAAUAGCGGGCAGUGCCGUGAGGCGCACGGUGCUUCCAAAUAUCCCAAGCGCCUGGAGCCCUCCCGACCCCCCCGGCUGCGCCCCCCAGACUCAGGCCUCUCCGGGCGGUGCCGGGCGCCUCUGUGACGCGGCGUUCCAGGCAGUCGGCCCCUGCAGAGCCUGUAGCCAGAGCCGCCCGGAGACAGGAGCCGGCGGCGACAGCGGAGGCAUGAACUGCUACCAGCUACCGGUGGUGAUCGACAACGGCUCAGGAGUGAUCAAGGCGGGCCUGGCUGGGUCUCGGGAGCCCCAGUUUAUCUACCCGAACAUUAUCGGCCGCGCCAAGGGCCAUAGCCCAGCGGCCCAGGGCGGGAUAGAACUCUGCGUGGGUGACCAAGCCCAGGCCUGGAGAAGUUCGCUGUCCAUCAGUUACCCAGUGGAGCGAGGUCUCAUUACUUCAUGGGAGGACAUGGAGAUCAUGUGGAAGCAUAUCUAUGAUUAUAACCUGAAGCUGAAACCAUGUGAUGGUCCAGUCUUGGUUACUGAGCCAGCCCUGAACCCACUGGCCAACCGGCAACAGAUCACAGAAGUGUUUUUUGAGCAUCUGGGUGUUCCUGCCUUCUAUAUGUCCAUCCAGGCUGUGCUAGCUCUCUUUGCUGCUGGCUUCACUACUGGCCUUGUGCUGAAUUCAGGAGCUGGGAUUACCCAGAGUGUGCCCAUCUUUGAGGGUUACUGUCUGCCUCAUGGUGUACAGCAACUGGGUCUGGCCGGCCUUGACCUCACCAGCUACCUCAUGGUGCUAAUGAAGAACCAUGGUAUCUUGUUGCUUAGUGCUUCAGACAGAAAGAUUGUUGAAGACAUCAAGGAGACCUUCUGUUAUGUGGCAAUGAACUACGAAGAGGAAAUGGCCAAGAAACCUGAUUGUCUAGAAAAAGUUUACCAACUACCUGACGGGAAGGUCUUCCGGCUCCAUGACCAACUCUUUUCUUGUCCAGAGGCCCUCUUCUCUCCGUGUCACAUGAACCUUGAGGCCCCUGGCAUUGAUAAGAUAUGUUUCAGCAGCAUAAUGAAAUGUGAUAUAGGCCUGAGGAAUUCCUUCUUUUCCAAUAUUAUCCUUGCCGGGGGAUCAACCUCUUUCCCUGGUUUAGACAAGCGGUUAGUUAAGGAUAUAGCAAAGGUGGCUCCUGCCAACACCCCUGUGCAAGUUACAGCUCCUCCAGAAAGGAAACUAUCAGUGUGGAUGGGAGGUUCUAUUCUUGCAUCCUUGUCUGCCUUCCAGGACAUGUGGAUCACUGCUGCAGAAUUUAAAGAAGUUGGACCCAACAUAGUACACCAGAGAUGCUUCUGAAAUACAGAUAAAAUGGUUAGAAGAAAAUGUUUUGAGUAUAUGUGACAGAAAACUUUGGAUAUUAUAUGUUUCCUGGAGAAUAGAAAAUACCCCAAUUAUUGGGAUGCCAAUAUUUCUGUUGUGUUUCUAUAAUGGGUGGGGGGAUAAUAAUGGUGAAGCUCAGGAACAGAUGUCUAUUGAGUAGAACCAAGUUAAAAUAA